Molecule: messenger RNA, 1761 nt
Organism: Rotaria sp. Silwood1
Lineage: Eukaryota; Metazoa; Rotifera; Eurotatoria; Philodinida; Philodinidae
Source: the annotation of a GenBank genome assembly
AUGAAUUCAUCUUUUGAUUCUGAACAUGUUUUAAAUGAUAGUUCGAGAGAUAUUGAAAAUGAUUUAACAAAAUCUCGAUUAUCAAGUGCUUCAAGAAAAAGUGCUGAACAAAUCUCGAGAUCUCUGAAUAAUUCUCUAGUUAAUGAUAAUUCAAAUGAAACAAGAAUUAAAUCUCCAGCCUCUUCUCGUUAUAAUGAAAAUCAAUUAAUUAAUGAUAAACAAUCAUCAUUUCAUUCAUCUGAUAAUGAGGAACAAGCAAUAUUUAAUCAUAAUUCACAUUAUUCGUCUUCUUAUAUUAAUCAAUCAAAUCAUGAUGAACAAAAUAAAUCAAAUCAACAUCUUAUGUCUUCACAACAUAUACAAAAUCAAUCAAUAUCAACUAAAGAUUCACUUGAACUUACAACAGAUGAUCAAAUAUAUCAUCCACGAAAAACCUACAAUCAACAACAUAGUAACAAUGAUGGACCAAAAACGGACAAAUUGACAUCGAAAGAAAAUGACAUUGAUGAUAAAAAGUCCGAAAUAUCACAAAAUGAUGAUUCAAACGAUGAUCAUCCAUCCUGUCUAUUUUGUGCAGACAAAAAUUGGCUCAAUCUUCAAUGGUAUAAUAGUGAUACGAGUAAUAAAGGUGAAGAAGUUGAAAGUCAUCCAAUAAAAAAGCCAAACGAUCUUGAAAAUGAAAUGGAAGAUCCAUCUGGUAAUAUUGAUCAAGAUCUAUUGGAUCGUAUUCAAGGAUCAAUUAUUGGAAUGGCAUUAGGCGAUGCUUUGGGCGCACAUGUAGAAUUUCGACCAUAUUCAUAUAUGAAAGCUAAUCCAGUAAAAGAUCUUGAAGGAGGAGGGACGUGGGGUCUUCAAAAAGGACAGUUCACUGAUGAUACGUCAAUGGCUCUUUGCUUAGCUAAUUCAUUAUUGGCUCGUCGUGAUUUUAUUCCAUAUGAUCAAUUAGUUCGUUAUAAAUGGUGGUACAGAUUUGGAUAUAUGUCAUCAACUGGACAAUGUUUUGAUAUAGGUGCAGCUACAAGUCAAUCAUUACGUGAAUUUGAACAUCGUCAAAAGCUUUUUGCAAAAAAACACUCUCUUCCACUUAAAAAAAUGGAUCAACUAUCAGAUGAAAUUCGUCUUAAUGAAUUCGAUGUAUAUUGUAGCGAACCGGAAGUUGCUGGAAAUGGGGCUUUAAUGCGUUUAGCACCAGUACCUCUCUUUUUCUUUCGAAAUAAAUAUGCUGCUAUUGAAUUUUCGGGUCGAAGUGGCGAGAUUACACAUGGUGACAAGAAAUCUUAUGAUGCUUGCCGAUUCUAUGGUGCAUUAAUUGUUGCUGCUCUUCGUGGAUAUAAAAAAGAACAAAUAUUGGCUAAAAACUUUUAUUCUAAACAUAAACAUUGGUUUGCUAAUGAACCAUUACAUGAAGAUAUACAACAAAUUGCUGAAGGAUCAUUCAAAAAGAAAGGUGGCUAUAAAAAAGGUAUUCGAGGCAAAGGUUAUAUUGUCAAGGCUCUUGAAGCUGCUUUAUGGGCGUUUUGGUCUGAUGAUGGUUCAUUUGAAAAAGGUGCUCUUGCUGCUGUUAAUCUUGGUGAUGAUACAGACACAACAGCUGCUAUUUACGGUCAGCUAGCUGGAGCUUAUUACGGAUAUAAAAAUUUACCUGAACGAUGGCUUCAGCAUGUCUAUGCCCACAAAUUUUUAAAAACAUUAGCUAAAUGGAUUGCAUAUGAAGGAGAACAAUGGGAAUUGAAGAUGCGCAAAUCUACUACUAAUAAAUAA